This is a messenger RNA of Purpureocillium takamizusanense, 288 nucleotides long. RefSeq lists its product as uncharacterized. Bases 1 to 288 code for a protein of 95 amino acids. The record is from RefSeq and is a predicted model, not a curated record. NCBI's taxonomy places the organism in Eukaryota, Fungi, Ascomycota, Sordariomycetes, Hypocreales, Ophiocordycipitaceae. The transcript is spliced from 2 exons.
AUGUCCGCCUUUGAGCUGUACAUACGGCGCGGCUGGUGGAUGCUCCUCAGCAGGACACGGCACGGCGUCCCGCUCUACGGCCUCCUCCUCCACUCGCACCUCGUCCUCGCGUCCGCCACCAACAUCAUCCAGCUACUCCUGGUCCGCGUGCGCCCCUGGUUCGGCAUCUUCUUCGUGCACCUCGUCUUCUCGUCCGUCAUGGCCGCGGCCGUCUUGUACCUCAUGGAGGGCUACUACAUUCUUCUGUCGUGGCUCAUCUUUGAUGCGCGCAAAAUAUUGAUCAAGUAG